UUCAUCAAAGAAUGUGUGGUAAUUCAAUAUUGAUUCCAAGCUAGGACAAAUGUGUUGCUUUCCAUCGCAAUUCUUACAACCUGAUCAAUAAAGAAAUCAGCAGCAGAUGCAAGAUUUGUCUCAUUAACCUCACAAUGUCCAAACCCUAUUGAUCAUUACAAGAACACCUUGUAAUAUAACCUUCUGCACAGUGUUUCCAGCUAAAGAAUACAGCCAUACCAAUCGAUAAAAUCUGUGCUUACUCUCCAGCUCCAUGUCCAAGAUUAACAAAUUAGGACUCUUGGUUCCCAUGGAGGCAACGAAAUCCAGCUCAGAUCAUCUUUAUCUCCCUCCUGGUUUUCGAUUUCACCCUUCCGACGAGGAGCUCAUAGUCCAUUACUUGAAGAACAAAGUCACCUCGAGUCCUCUUCCAGCUUCUAUCAUUGCAGAUAUUGAUCUUUACAAGUACAAUCCAUGGGAGCUACCAACAAAAGCUUUGUAUGGAGAGGAUGGAUGGUAUUUUUUCUCUCCAAGGGAUAGGAAAUAUCCCAAUGGAGCAAGGCCUAAUAGAGCGGCUGCUUCAGGUUACUGGAAGGCAACGGGGACAGAUAAACCGAUCUUCAGUUCCUGUGGAACGAAGAGCGUUGGAGUCAAGAAAGCUCUUGUCUUCUACAAAGGACGUCCCCCGAAAGGGCUCAAGACUGACUGGAUCAUGCAUGAGUAUAGGCUGCUUGAUUCCAUGGCGCCUUGGACGCCCAAGCGAAAAGGGUCUAUGAGGUUGGAUGAUUGGGUGCUGUGUCGAGUUAGGCAGAAGAGCAGCAUAUCUUUGAGUACUUGGGAAGAUCGAAGCAAUCAGAAAUGUGCACCGGAAGCAGAAUAUAUUUGCAAAGAAAGUGAACCAUGUUCUAUGAAUAUGAAUCCUAACAUCAAGAUUGCCCAGAAUUGUCCGAUGUUACCUUACAUCUUCGCCUCUCAGGAUCUUCCUUGCUUCGAAGCUGCAGCCUCAAGCAUAAGCUUCCAGAGUAGCAAUAAUAAUACAUCUUGUGCUUCACCCUCUAAUAAUAACAACUUGCAGUUUUCAAUAUCUUCUCUUGAGAGCUUCUUUGACCCGCUAAAAAGAAGGCUUGUGGAGGGAUAUCGAAGCGAGAUUUUCGUCCCGCCGAGUAAGAAGAUCGCAAGCAGAGAUACUGCAAAGGAGGAAGCUGUAAUAUCCAUUAGUAAUGGUGCCACUGACAUGAAUUCAUUUGGGAUGGGGCAGUUUGAGGAUAAAGACUUCAGUCAAGAACAAUGGAAUUCCAUCAAUAUGCAAUAUCCCGAGUUAAGUCAAUUAGCCUUCACAAGAAGUACUUAGAUUCCUGGAGAAGUACAGUUAUGUGCAAAUAAUAGGGAUUUCGCCAUGCUUGUCCACUGUAAAUAAAGAGACAUGCCACCAACAUUGAAAGUACACAGAUAGCGAAAUGGUAGCAGUUCAAGGCGGUAGGGGCAGUACAGAUAUGGUGAAUCAUUUCAUCAUGAUUAGUGUGUAUUUUAUUAGGGUUUGUUGAGGAGAAUGAGCCACUUAAUCCCAUCCAUGUAUCUAUUGCCUUGUUAUGUGUAUAUAUAUAUACAAAUGCACAAAACGGUCAAAGAAACAGGAGUUUAUGUCAAAAGAUUCUGGGUUUUUCUUUUUUUUUUUUCCCCUUUCCAUUUCUCUAUAAAUUGACAUGCUUUCAGCAGUUCUGGUUAUGAUGUAAGAGUUCUUCGUCUUAUUCAGAUCAGACUUUUAAAUUCGUUCUUUUUAACGGACAUGGC
Molecule: messenger RNA, 1770 nt
Organism: Tripterygium wilfordii
Lineage: Eukaryota; Viridiplantae; Streptophyta; Magnoliopsida; Celastrales; Celastraceae
Product: NAC domain-containing protein 2-like
Exons: 3
Coding region: 254-1330 (358 amino acids)
Biological process (GO): regulation of DNA-templated transcription
Molecular function (GO): DNA binding
Source: RefSeq, a predicted model, not a curated record